GUGCUCCCAAGGAAAUACAAUCUGAAGAGGGGAUGAUACUUUACUAUCAGGAGAGAAAUCACCAUCUGAAACUUGCACAAUCCAAACAUUCACAGGUUCUUUCUUAACUGCUGCAUGCCACAGGUCAGGUGGCAAGACUGCACCAUCAGCAACCGAAACACAAAGGCUCAUUGUCACAGAAUUUUCCUUAGUACACAUAGAUUCAUCCAUCAUAUCAUGAUCUCCCUUUUCAACCUCACCACAUUCAUUUACGUCAAGAGUUUUUAAAUUACUGUUCUCUUCCUUAUUAGUGAGGUUUUCUAUGUGAGUACCAUAAUCUUCUUUUUCAUCCUUACUGGCAUCCAACUCAACAUCCUUAGAAACUUUCCUACAAACGGCAUGAUUCUCAACAGUACUUGUAACAUCAAGGUCUUCAUCAAAGACUUCUGUAACUGGCACUUCUGAAUGAUUAACAAUACUAUUACAAUGUUUUCCUGCACUAGAAAUAUCCUCUUGUAUUGUAGAAACAUCCACCAUUUUUUCUUCUGUUGUCAUACCAUCUGUUGCAUUCCCAUUCUCAUUAGUUUCCUCCUAAAAAAAUCAAUUUUAUGAGUACCCUUUCAACAAACACUCAUAAAAUAUAAUAGCUGCACAAGAGAAAGUACAUGACCAUGAGCGUCGCAAAACAUAAAAGAACAAGUUUUGUUUCCCACGGCUGGGAAAUCUUUGUGAGAUUAUCGCUUUACUUUACUAGAACUGUGCGCCACAAACGAACACAAUUCGAAAGAAAUACGCUGCCAGGAAGCAUUUGCAACCACACGACAGUUGCAAGAUUUAAAAAAAACGGAAACACCGCCGACGCUACUAGCUAAUCUUUUUUUUUUUUUUUCUUUUAUUACUUCAUCUCGGCUCUCGGAAACAUUGUCCGGUACCCAAGGUCGUUGAUGUUUCUAAUGUUCACAAUAUUUUAAGUUCAAUCGUAUACAAAUAAUGCACCACGACACACCUCGUUUCACUUCGAUUAUCAAGUUCGAGUACACAUUUUCUGUCAACACGUUAUUCCGAAGCAAUAUCAGCCUUUCCGUGGCUUGACAUAGAAGCUUACCUUCGGCGCCAUCUGCCAUGUUGACCAGACGUUGACAGGAGUUGACAGACUGUGAAGUCACAAGUUUUCCAGGAACUCUCACGCAUGCAUUUACUCCUAAAAAAGUUCACAUUUGCAUAUGUAGGUUCUUCUCAUUUCAAAUUAACAAGAAAUUAAAUUAUGAAUAUAGUAUUUACAAACCAGACGGUCAUACGUACAGUACUGUUUACUAUUGAUAAAAGCACAUUUUUUUGUUAAUCUCUAGUUUCGAUCGUAAAUAAGCAUCAAAUUCACAUGUAGGGUUUUUUAAUUGUUCUUCACGGAACGUCUCCGACUUUCAAGCACCGCGUGCAUUAUUUCACGAAGGUCGAAAUUCCAUGUACUACUAGAAAGCACCAGGGAUUGACCACAGUUAACCGAGCUCUACCAAGCAACAGUAGCAUGUGUUUAUAAACGCAGCCAAUGUCAUGACGUUAAUUUUCCCUCGCAGUGUGGACGAUAGGAAUUUUGGAUAUACUUGUCCCUCUGUCGUACACAAACAUAGUUUUGCAGGAUAAAUUGAGAUCAUAAAUAUGAAUGUUCAGGCUGGUGAAAAUGGAAUCAGAUACGUGUUUGCUGUGUCUUCGUCCAAUAAUAAAUCGAAAUCGAGUAAAGUGAGUGUGGAGGAUGUGCAUUCUGGUGCUGUGGGACAUAUUGUACAUUGCAAAAAGGUUGCAGGACUCCAGGAGGUAGCAGAAGACAUGAGAGAAGAAACUAGUAGUGAAGACGUAGAAUUAACUAUCAUUUCUGCUAGUGAAAAUGGUUUGGUUGUUGGAAAUCCCUUGGACAAUGAAAACAUUUCAGAUGGAGAGCCUAUUCUUAAAAAGCACAGGUCUGAACUUUCCAAUGAACGAAGUGCUACAAAACCAAAAUUAAUUUUAUCAAAUGAUAAUCUCUUAGUUCGAUCAAGUGGUGUGGAUAGUUAUAAUCCUUCAUCUUCAGAUUGUGACUCUGUACUCUGUGACUCUGUACAUGUGAAUGUUCCUCUAAAUAAUUAUCGAACAAAAUGUUUAUCAGAGGAAACAACAGAACGGCGUUCUGGAAAAUACAAAAUAUUUCGUGAUGAGUGGUUAGAUAUUGAUAUUUUUCGAGAUUGGUUGGAUCGAGAUCCUACAAAUCCACGUAAAGCUCGUUGUGUAGCUUGCAAUACUACAAUGAAUGCGGGUAAGAGUGAAUUAGAGAAGCAUGCCGCAGGGGCACGACAUGAACGUGCUGUCGAAGCUAUGCACCAAACAAUGCUUCAGCAGCUUGCUGUUGCUGAGGCUGAAGUUGAGAUAGACCACGAUGGUGAAGUUGAGGAAGAAGAGUCAUCAAACGAGGCAAAACCAAUACAUGAAGUUUCCCUUGAUAACGAGCCUGAAGUAAUGGAACAAGUUAUAAACCCAGAAGAUAACAUUACCAGGCAAGAACAGCAACUUGACGCAAUGAAUAGAGUAGCUACAGCUAUUGAAUCAUUAUCUGGUAAUGUAUCUGUGCUGGUUGAACGUUUAUCAAGUCAGCAAGAAGAAUUAAUAGCUAUAUUACGUGCACUACAGAGAAAAGUAUGUUCAGAAGAAAAUACCAAUUAGUUUGCAUUUCAAAAUUGCUCUCAUAAACCGUGCGUCUUAUGAUGACUUUGUGUUAAAACACUUGAACUGAUGUCAUCUUUUAUAUAGUAGACAUGUACCUUUUGUAUAACUAGUAUUUCAAACCUUUUUUUUUUUUUUUUAAGUUGUUGUUGUGUAUCACACAUAAUUUUCUGCUGUACAUAGUUUUGUAUUUGUAUUCAUUUAAUACAAGAAUUAAUGUUGAUAUUUUCUUCUUUAUGCACUGCUUAAAUUUAUGAUCUCCAUUGUAUACUGUAUAUUGUGUAUUAAUCUCGGUAUGAUUAAUGAUUAAAGCAUCUUUUAGAUUGUAUUAUACAAUACAGUGAACAUUGCAGAAAUUUGAGAUUAAAUUUACUUUUUGCUUUUAGACAAUAAAACUUGUAUGUAAUCAGUGAUGAUAUUGUUGAAAAGUUAUAAAGAAGUAAGAUGAAACCAGUAAAAGUAUUAUUUUCAUUUGGUCGAUUUGGGCCUUGCAACAUAACAUCAUGGUAUCUCCAAAGUAGUGG
Gryllus bimaculatus (two-spotted cricket) is the source of this 3194-nucleotide messenger RNA. The record is from the annotation of a GenBank genome assembly. NCBI's taxonomy places the organism in Eukaryota, Metazoa, Arthropoda, Insecta, Orthoptera, Gryllidae.